Paramecium sonneborni is the source of this 307-nucleotide messenger RNA. The record is from the annotation of a GenBank genome assembly. NCBI's taxonomy places the organism in Eukaryota, Ciliophora, Oligohymenophorea, Peniculida, Parameciidae.
AUGUAGAAAAAUCAUAAUCGAUAGAAUGAAAAUGGUCUGCAAGAAUAAGGUAAAUUUUAUUUCAAUCUCUAGUGAUUUCAUUUAAGAUGUCUGAAAGAAGUUUAUUGAGUCACACUGGUGACUAUUAAAUUGGCGAAGAACAAAGCUUUCUUCAUUCGAUUCAAUUAAGUAGAAAAGGAGCUGAAAAUCAUUUUUUCAGCCUAGAUGAUAUUGAAUCUGUUUAUAGCUCCAAUGAAUAGGAUAUCAAUUUUGAUAUGUAAUUUUAAAAAAUAUUUUUAGAGAGGACAGCUUAAUUUACCAAAAUUGA